AUGGAUUUUGUCUUAUUGGCUCAUCACUCAAAGCUCGAAGUCGCUCAGGGACAUGGGGUAUUUGUCGUUGACGAAGCGAAUACGUUACAAACGGUAUUACAAAAACCAACUCCUGCAGAACUUUUGGCUUAUCCAGGGGCGAAAUUAAAAGACGAUUGCUACUUAACAGACUCUGCUUACUGGAUAAAUUGGGAUAUUGGGAAGAAACUGACUGAAGAGUACGCAGCAAAAAGACCAAUUCAAUGUGAACUUUGCUGCUAUUCCGAUUUCAUGCGGCCCCUUGGGAAAACACCUGAUUUGCGCUACCUAGAUGAGGCGCCCGGUGAAAAAGGAAGCUGGCAACAAUUUUAUGCCUCAACGUUCAAGGGAUCCCGUGUUGGCCUAAUGAUACAGGGGACAAAUACCUUUUUCCAUUUUGGGACGUCUAAUGAGUACUUUCAACAUUGUGCCCCGGGCUCUGAAUUUUAUAAAAAGUUUAUUAAAGGGUCGAGCACAAGGGAGCACCUUGAAUUCUACUGCUCUAUCGAUCCAAAAACUGUCAUUGGGUAUGGAAGUAUAUUAUUUGAUGUGGUCAUUGAAAGCCCAGUCGAGGUACCAGAAGAUAUCCUGAUUUUUACACUGCCGGUGGAUGAUGGAUAUAUCACUGCGCUUUUCCCUGUGAGUGUGGACAUCAAAAACACAACGAGCUGGGGUUUGCACCCAUUGCAUUCCAAUUCUUUAUGGAGCGCCCCGUUAUUUCCAAUGCGUGCGACGCGGUUUGAAUCAAUACGUGCAACCCUACAACUCUGGAAUUCCGACGGCCAUCAGGACAUCCCAGAAAAGCUGUAUUCUAUCUCCGAGGCGAUAUCCGCAUGCGAAGUCGCAAAACUGGUCAAACAUCGCUUAGAAUUCGAGGGCCAA
Molecule: messenger RNA, 900 nt
Organism: Mesorhabditis spiculigera
Lineage: Eukaryota; Metazoa; Nematoda; Chromadorea; Rhabditida; Rhabditidae
Source: the annotation of a GenBank genome assembly